CGGCAAAUGUGAGAUUCAAUGCACACGCUGACAUUUAGCCCUUUGUUUCAAUUUGUUCGGCAUCCACCUCUUUUAUCCAAGAUGAGAAGUAGUGUACCCAUAAUCCUCUUUGUUGCAGUGGCAGGUUUCCACAGUGUGAUUUCAGCAUCUCUGCAAUGUGAUGAAAGGACUAAAUUGCCAGAAGAGAGAGCACUUGAAGAGAACAGCACGACUCCACAAACAGAUGAGUUGGAGUAUGAGGCUGCUCGUGUGAAAGAUGGAGAGGCAAAGGCUGUGACAGAGGAGGAAGAUGAUGAAGACUCAGAAGAGCAAAAAUUGCUUGAGAAGGAAGAUAGUGAUGAUGGUGAGAGAGAGGCGCUAACAGAUGCUACAGGAGCCAACACCGGAAGUGACGCGCCCAUAGAUUCAGACUCUGAGGACGACACCUCUCAACAGAACACAGAACACAGUGAGCAGGUUGAAGAGGAUGUGAAAAGUACUGAGGAUUUCAGUGAUGAAGAAUACGAUGUAUAUUACAAUUCUUAAGACCGUGUGAAGCAGCUGUGUGGAAUCCAUCUAACAUCUUUAAAAUCUAAAUGCCUUGUUUUAUAAAGCAUACUGCAAAAUUUUUAACCUACUGUAUGUACCACCUGGACAAAAAAACAUGCAUGGUGACCUUUCACACAAUUUGUGAUGGCUGCUUUUUUUUUUUUUCCAAAUAAAGACUGUAAACACUG
This is a messenger RNA of Onychostoma macrolepis, 716 nucleotides long. RefSeq lists its product as uncharacterized. The coding region runs from base 19 to 525 and encodes 168 amino acids. The record is from RefSeq and is a predicted model, not a curated record. The transcript is spliced from 13 exons. NCBI's taxonomy places the organism in Eukaryota, Metazoa, Chordata, Actinopteri, Cypriniformes, Cyprinidae.